Molecule: messenger RNA, 330 nt
Organism: Exophiala bonariae
Lineage: Eukaryota; Fungi; Ascomycota; Eurotiomycetes; Chaetothyriales; Herpotrichiellaceae
Exons: 2
Coding region: 1-330 (109 amino acids)
Biological process (GO): 2-oxoglutarate metabolic process
Molecular function (GO): oxoglutarate dehydrogenase (succinyl-transferring) activity
Source: RefSeq, a predicted model, not a curated record
AUGCGGGCUUCUUUGAUCCUCAGAGCUGCUCAGCACCGUACCCCAUCCAUUAAAUUCAUCGGAAAACGAACUCCCCCAAAUAGUUUUGCAACCUACCGGUCCAAGGCACAACAGCAUGGUCCUCUCGGAGGCAAUGCCAAGGCCUCAACGUCUGGCUUCACAACCUACGGUGCCAUUGGUGGAUCAGCUGGCAGAUCAUUAGGCUCCGUCCAGCCAAAGGAAGGCGAGGUCUUUGACCGAAAUGACUUGCCAAAGCGCUUCUGGCGGACACAGUGGACUGACGAAGAAAUCGAUGCUGUAACGUCUGGCGGUGCUACCCUGGUGGCCUGA